GGGAUGUUUGCGACGCGAGCUCGCAAGACGCAGGCGAAGCGGCGCCGGGCGGCGUCCGACGACGAUGGCGCCGACGACGCGCCGGCCGUCGUGGCCGUGGCCGUCGAUGCCAAGAAGAAGCUCAACACGUUCUCGACGAGCGGCGCCAAGAAAGCCAAGGCGGCCGAGAUCAUGGACGCACGGCUGCAAGCGUCCACGCGCGAGGCCGUCCGGCAGACCUACGCCGGCGACGCUACGUACGAGUCGCAGAUCGACACGGAGAAGGACCGCGACGCCCGCGCGCUCCUCGAGAAGAACAUCAAGCUCAACGCUGACGGCAACGACAUUAGCGGGACCUUUUACCAGGGCAAGGCCGGGUACAAGAACUAUGUGACAAAGAAGGAGUCGCAAGCCGGCAUGAACAAGUACACGGGCACGCAAGGUCCGAUCCGCGCGCAGACGUGGGCCCGAUCCAUUUGCCGCUUCGACUAUGCGCCAGACGUGUGCAAGGACUACAAGGAGACGGGCUUUUGCGGCUUUGGCGACAGCUGCAAGUUUAUGCACGAUCGUGGCGACUACAAGUCGGGCUGGCAGAUCGACAAGGAGUGGGACGAGAAGGAGCGCAAGAAGAAGCAAGCGCUGGCCGCGGGGCUGGAGUACAACUCGGACGGCUCGGACGACGACAAGUACGUCAUCAAGAGCGACGACGACGAAGGGCAGUUUGCCUGCACGAUCUGCCGCCAGCCGUUUACAAAGGCCGUCGAGACGCUGUGCGGGCACUUCUUCUGCGAAGCUUGUGCACUCAAGCGCUACAAGAAGACGUCUCUGUGCUUCAACUGCAAAAAGCAAACCAACGGCGUCUUUAACAUUGCCAAGAAGCUCCGCGAAGAAGAAAAGGCGCGUCUCGAGGAAGAGGCCGCUGACCACAACGACUCGGACGCCUAAAUCUCGUUCAUAUUCAUCAACGCAAGGGCAUGACGUAGCGA
Molecule: messenger RNA, 965 nt
Organism: Saprolegnia parasitica CBS 223.65
Lineage: Eukaryota; Oomycota; Saprolegniomycetes; Saprolegniales; Saprolegniaceae
Exons: 7
Coding region: 4-924 (306 amino acids)
Biological process (GO): snoRNA splicing
Cellular component (GO): U2-type spliceosomal complex
Molecular function (GO): metal ion binding
Source: RefSeq, a predicted model, not a curated record